UGAGCACAGAAAAGGAUGAUGUUUAGCUGUGGUUUUAUCACAUCAUUGAAUAGUGAUGAUUGCAGUGCUUGUUUGAGUACUUUUCAACGUUUUUUUUUUCUUUUGUCUGAUCAGGUGCUUCAGAAAUGUUGAUGGCCAAUGCAGUAUCGCAGCUUGCUGCUAAGACACCGGGGAAAGAAGCUGCAGCUAUGGAGGCCUUUGCAGCUGCCCUGAGACAGCUACCCACCAUCAUUGCAGAUAAUGCAGGUUACGACAGCGCUGAUUUGGUCGCUAAACUUCGAGCUGCUCAUACGGAAGGAAAGAAAACCUAUGGACUGGACAUGACUCACGGCCGUAUCGGAGACAUGGUUGAGAUGGGCGUGACCGAGUCGUACCAGGUCAAGAAACAAGUCCUAACAUCAGCGGCUGAGGCAGCGGAGAUGAUUGUAAGAGUCGAUAACAUCGUGAAGGCUGCUCCACGGCCCAGGCGAGAUGACCAUCCUCACCCAUAGAUAUCAAGAUGUAGCGGAAUGGAGUUUUCUGAAACUACAGCAUGCAGACUAAAUUAUAUCUCUUGUGCAGACAAAUUAUUUGCGUUGCAAUUCCGUUUGGCAGGGAAAACAAAGCAAAUUGGAGGCACAGAAAGUUCCCUUCACUCUGGUCUUUCGUAAAAAGAGCAGCUGUAGUAUUUCCGAAUCAUUACUCGGAGUGAGUCACAGCUGUAAAGACUGAGAGAGAACAUUUUUAUUAGACUAGUUUCCUUGUGUGAAAGGUUUGCACGAGCUUUGCAUUAUAAUCAACUCACUGCCGACCAGAAUGCUUCAUGGCUGUCACUUGAGAUGACAUCACGGAGUGUAGUCAAAAAAUAAAGCUCUAAUCAAAUCAA
This is a messenger RNA of Orbicella faveolata, 865 nucleotides long. RefSeq names its product T-complex protein 1 subunit beta-like. Gene Ontology annotation, cellular component: cytosol; chaperonin-containing T-complex. Gene Ontology annotation, molecular function: ATP-dependent protein folding chaperone; ATP hydrolysis activity; ATP binding. The record is from RefSeq and is a predicted model, not a curated record. Lineage: Eukaryota; Metazoa; Cnidaria; Anthozoa; Scleractinia; Merulinidae. Gene Ontology annotation, biological process: protein folding.